Molecule: messenger RNA, 4434 nt
Organism: Nerophis lumbriciformis (worm pipefish)
Lineage: Eukaryota; Metazoa; Chordata; Actinopteri; Syngnathiformes; Syngnathidae
Gene: rom1b
Product: retinal outer segment membrane protein 1b
Biological process (GO): visual perception
Cellular component (GO): plasma membrane
Source: RefSeq, a predicted model, not a curated record
CUGUGUCCUCCAGCCAUGGCUACAGAUCUUUAAGGGCCCGCUUCAAAAGAACAACACAAAAAACAGCAAGCUCACACCAAGAGAAGGACAUAUUUUCUAACAGAGGGGAGGGCUCCACCACAGUCUGACCAAAUACUUGGGAGGGGGUCCACCACAGUGGGACCAAAUACUUGGAAAAACUAGGCAAGGAACACUUUUAAAAAAAACCCAUCUUGGAUUAUCCUUUGAGGGGCAAAUUCAACAUCCAAGUGAAUUUGUACUUCUGGACUAUGGUUUGAGACUGACCUGUCCUCUGGCAUCCAAGGAUCUACCUGCUGAUCCCCUCCACCUGGAACACUUCAGCCUGCUAAGACCUCAACAAGACCUGCUUGGAUUAUCACAAGACCUCUGUGUGGUUUCUCUCUUAAUGCAUUCACCAAAAGCUGGGGAGAAAAGUUCACACUCUCUUUACCUUUAAAGUCCUCUCCUCUUGUCUCCGGUGUUUGGAGCUGAACCCAGGAGCCAAGGAGCCAAGGAACCCAGGAGCCAUGGUCCUGUUGAAGAUGAAGUUCACCCAGCAGAGGAGGGUGCGUCUGGCCCAGGGCUUGUGGCUCUUGUCCUGGAUGGCCGUGAUGAGCGGCUCCUUCAUCUUCUCUCUGGGGGUCUACCUUAAGAUAGAGCUGCUACGUAGGGCCGAGGUGAUGGACAACACCGAGAUCCACGUGGUGCCCAACAUGCUCCUGCUGGUGGGUCUGGCGGCCAUCGCCACCAACUGGGUGGCGGGCCGAGUGUGCCAGGACUCCUUGGACCCGGGUCGCUUCCCCCGCUGGAAGGUGGUCCUGCUGGGCUGGUACGCUGCGGCCGCCCUCCUCUGCUGUCUGCUGCUGGCCGUGGUGGUCCUCAGCUACGCCCUGCAGGGCCGCCUGGAGGACUCCCUCAAGGUCGGCUUGAGGAACGGCAUCCGCUUCUACAAGGACACCGACGUUCCAGGGCGCUGCUUCCAGAAAGAGACCAUCGAUCGUCUGCAGAUGGAGUUCCGCUGCUGCGGAAACACCAACUUCAGGGAUUGGUUCGAGGUGCAGUGGGUCAGCAACAGAUACCUGGACUACACCUCCAAGGAUAUCAAGGAUCGCAUCCGCAGCAACAUAGACGGCCGCUUCCUGCUGGAUGGCGUGCCCUUCAGCUGCUGCAACCCGGUGUCCCCUCGGCCCUGCCUGCAGUCCCAGCUGACGGACAACGCCGCCCACUACAACUACGACUUCCAGAGUGAGGAGCUCAACCUUUACAACCGCGGCUGCAGGGAGGCCCUGAUCAACUACUACAUGGAGCUGAUGAACUCCACUGGCCCCGGUGUGCUGUCUGUCAUCUUGAUACAGCUGUCCAUCCUGUUCAGCCUGCGCUACCUGCAGACCUCGGUGGAAGGCGCCAUGGCUCAGGAGGAUCCGGAGGGUGACAGCCAGGGCUUCCUUCUGGAGAAGGGAGUGAAGGAGACCUUGGAGGAGGCCCAAGUCAAACUCCUGCUCUUGAUGAAGUUUGGCCAGGUGGACCCCGGUGCAGCCGAGGGUUCCGCUGACACCCCAGACAAGGACGCCGCCCCGCCUUCUUCCAGCUAGUCCACCACCUGACAAGAUGUUCCAUAGGCCAGUCUACCACCUGACAAGAUGUUCCAUAGACCAGUCUACCACCUGACAAGAUGUUCCAUAGACCAGUCUACCACCUGACAAGAUGUUCCAUAGACCAGUCAACCACCUGACAAGAUGUUCCAUAGACCAGUCUACCACCUGACAAGAUGUUCCAUAGACCAGUAUACCAGCUGACAAGAUGUUCCAUAGACCAGUCUACCACCUGACAAGAUGUUCCAUAGACCAGUCUACCUAUCAACAGACAAGAUGUUCCAUAGACCAGUAUACCAGCUGACAAGAUGUUCCAUAGACCAGUCUACCACUUGACAAGAUGUUCCAUAGACCACUCUACCACCUGACAAAAUGUUCCAUAGACCAGUCUACCACCUGACAAGAUGUUCCAUAGACCACUCUACCACCUGACAAUAUGUUCCAUAGACCAGUCUACCACCUGACAAGAUGUUCCAUAGACCAGUCUACCACCUGACAAGAUGUUCCAUAGACCAGUCCACCACCUGACAAGAUGUUCAAUAGACCAGUCUACCACAUGACACAAUGUUCCAUAGACCAGUCCACCACCUGACAAGAUGUUCCAUAAGCCAGUCUACCACCUGACAAGAUGUUCCAUAGACCAGUCUACCACCUGACAAUCCAUAGACCAGUCGUCCAGCUGACCAGAUGUUCAAUAGACCAGUCUACCACCUGACAAGAUGUUCCAUAGACCAGUCUACCACCUGACAAUCCAUAGACCAGUAUACCACCUGACAAGAUGUUCUAUAGACCAGUGUACCAGCUGACAAGCUGUUCCAUAGACCAGUCCACCACCUGACAAGAUGUUCCAUUGACCAGUCCACCACCUGACAAGAUGUUCCAUAGACCAGUCUACCACCUGACAAGAUGUUCCAUAGACCAGUCUACCACCUGACAAGAUAUUCUAUGGACCAGUCUUCCACCUGACAAGAUGUUCCAUAGACCAGUCUACCACUUGACAAUCCAUAGACCAGUCUACCACCUGACAAGAUGUUCCAUAGACCACUCUACCACCUGACAAGAUGUUCCAUAGACCUCUCUACCACCUGACAAGAUAUUCUAUUGACCAGUCUACCACCUGACAAGACGUUCUAUAGACCAGUCUUCCAGCUGACAAGAUGUUCUAUAGACCAGUCUACUAGCUGACAAGAUGUUCCAAUAGACCACUCUACCACCUGACAAGAUGUUCCAUAGACCAGUCUACCACCUGACAAGAUAUUCUAUGGACCAGUCUUCCACCUGACAAGAUGUUCCAUAGACCAGUCUACCACUUGACAAUCCAUAGACCAGUCUACCACCUGACAAGAUGUUUCAUAGACCACUCUACCACCUGACAAGAUGUUCCAUAGACCUCUCUACCACCUGACAAGAUAUUCUAUAGACCGGUCUACCACCUGACAAGAUGUUACAUAGACCACUCUACCACCUGACAAGAUGUUCCAGAGACCACUCUACCACCUGACAAGAUGUUCCAUAGACCAGUCUACCACCUGACAAGAUAUUCUAUAGACGAGUCUACCACCUGACAAGAUAUUCCAUAGACCAGUCUACCACCUGACAGGAUGUUCCAUAGACCAGUCUACCACCUGACAAGAUGUUCCAUAGACCAGUCCACCACCUGACAAGAUGUUCCAUAGACCAGUCUACCACCUGACAAUCCAUAGACCAGUCUACCACCUAACAAGAUGUUCCAUAGACCACUCUACCACCUGACAAGAUGUUCCAUAGACCAGUCUACCACCUGACAAGAUAUUCUAUAGACCAGUCUACCACCUGACAAGAUAUUCCAUAGACCAGUCUACCACCUGACAAGAUGUUCCAUAGACCACUCUACCACCUGACAAGAUGUUCCAUUGACCAGUCUACCACCUGACAAGAUGUUCCAUAGACCACUCUACCACCUGACAAGAUGUUCCAUUGACCAGUCUACCACCUGACAAGAUGUUCCAUUGACCAGUCUAACACCUGACAAGAUGUUCCAUAGACCAGUCUACCACCUGACAAGAUGUUCCAUAGACCAGUCUACCACCUGACAAGAUGUUCCAUAGAGCACUCUACCACCUGACAAGAUGUUCCAUAGACCAGUCUACCACCUGCCAAGCUGUUCCACUGACCAGUCUACCACCUGACAAGAUGUUCCAUAGACCAGUCUACCACCUGCUCCCAGUUCCACCCACACUGGUGUGAAUGUAGUUUCCACAUGUAGAUAAUAGUUUCCACUAUGAAAGUGGUUUGAGUCACUAGAGAAAAAGCGCUAUAUAAAUACAAAUCACUGUUCCUGAUCUUUGAUUCCUGAUCUUAGAGCGUCUCUCAACCUUCCAGGUAACUAUUAGGAUAAAGAAGCAUGUGCAGUACAAACUCAUUCAUCAUGAUGAAUGCGCUAAUCUUGGUGAUUAAUCGCCAGUUAACUCGUUAUUUUUGACAGCCCUAGUACUUUGUAAGUGUUGAAUUCUAUUUGGUGUGUCCAAACGUUUGGCCUGUACUGUAAAUAAAACACGUUAUAUCAAAAUACGUCUGAUGGUGAUGCAAGUUGGAGCAUUACAGGCAAAUUUAACGCUCUAACCAACGCAAGACAAAUCAUAUUUGACACCAACAUGUCCUCUGUGGAGGACCUCAGCAUCAUGUGACCAUCACAGUUUGUUCACUGGAGUCUAGUUUCUUGUUCUUUCAGCCAAGUAGACUUGAGACGAAUACAAGACACAUUUGAGCUGAUGCAAGCAGAGUAUUGAUCGCUAGUAGUUUGUACAUUGAAAUGCUGACUCGAGUGUUGUUAGUGACAAUAAUAAAUAACUAUUUUAACCGC